Molecule: messenger RNA, 2070 nt
Organism: Cavenderia fasciculata
Lineage: Eukaryota; Evosea; Eumycetozoa; Acytosteliales; Cavenderiaceae
Exons: 3
Coding region: 1-2070 (689 amino acids)
Molecular function (GO): protein binding
Source: RefSeq, a predicted model, not a curated record
AUGAAUCGUCGCUCAAAUUCUUUUGAUACUCCUCCAAUACCUAGAAGAGCUGGAGGGAGUAAUAACUCUAAUAACAAUAGUAAUAAUAGCAAUAGUACUACUAAUCAUAACAACUCUAAUAACAAUAAUCACAGCAAGAUUAAUGAAAAGAAAAGAAAAGUAUCAUCAAUUCAAUCUGAUUCAUCUACAACUACAACUAUAACUACAAGUAAUGGCAAAAUGAUAGAAGAGAUACCAGGAUAUUAUUAUGAUCAAGAAAAAGAUCGACAUUUUAAGAUUACAAGAGAAAAUAGAAAACAAGCAGAGGCGGCAAUGAAACAAUUAAAGAUUAGUACUGGUCAAUUAGAAGAAAAGAAAGAAUACAAGAAUGAUAAGGAGAGAUUAAAUGGGUGUGUCGCAUUCAACUCUUUACUCUUGAAAAGAGAGUUGUUUGGUACAAAGAAAUGUUUAUCAUGUAAAUUAAAGGAAUUGUAUAUAAUGGAUAAUGAUGAUGAAAAAGAUAAAGAUAAAGAAGAAGAAGAAGAAGAUGGUCAACAACAACAACAACAACAACAACAACCGUUGCAAUUUAAAUUCUUAAAUACAAGUGAAUUUUCAAUGAUUGAACCAUUGAUGCAAACAAUAUCAAUCAAUAAUAAUAAUAAUAAUGGACAACAACCAUCAGACAAGAUAUCAGUUGCAUCUGGUUUAAUAUGUACAAAUCAUAGAACUGGAUCAUUGGGUACAUUUUGGAUUGGUGUUGAAAAUCAAAAACAACAACAACAACAACAAAUAUCAUCAGAUGAUGAUGAUCAACAAUCAACAACAUCUUCUAUUUCAUCUUCUUCAUCUUCAUCACAUAAUUUAAAUUCAAGUAAUUAUAAUAUAGUUAAUAGUAGUAGUUUUACAUUUUCAUUGUUGGAUCAAACCAAACCUAUACCAUCAUCGAGAAACAAGUUAUCAUUGUUUUUAAAUUAUACUACUGAAAAGUCGAGUAAUAGUUUAAUAUCAUCGAUACGAUCGUUUCAAGGUCAAGGUGUGGCAAUAUCUUAUUUGGGUGGAGAAGGAUGUAAUGGUAGUAUCAAGGUUUUAUCACCUUUUGAUCAUGACCAAAUCUUUUCCUUUGAAUUGGAGCAUCGACAAAGUGCUUGGACUGUAGAAUGGCAUCCUAGCGGACAAGUUUUGGCAGUUGGUGGAAGUGGCACUAUUUACCUGGUUGAUGCAUUACGUGGCGGCGGCGGUCAACCUUUAAAAUCAUUAUUUGUUUCAAAAAGUGAUAUAUUCUCUUUGGAUUUCAACUCUAGUGGUCAAUUAUUGGCAAGUGGUUCACGUGAUGGUAAAUUAAGAUUAUUUGAUAUUAGAUUACCAGAAGCAAUAUCAACAACAACAACAACAACAACAACACCGACAACAACGACAACAUUACAAUUUAAUCAAAAAAAGAAUCCAAAAGAAAAAGAUAUCAAAUCAAUUGUCAAUAGUCCAAUAUGUUCGUUAAAGUUUCUACCACAAGACGAUAAUUAUUUAAUAGUGUCUACGAUGAAUGGUAAAAUGGUAAAGUGGGAUCGGAGAGUUGGAAAACAAGUCAUAGAGUAUCAACAUCACGUCAAUAGUCAUAGUUUGUUAAGAGUGUCUGUCAGUAGCGACAAUCAAUUUAUGGCGUCUGGCGGUGAAGAUAAAUGUAUCAGACUAUGGGAUCUCAACAAUGGUCACCUAUUACGUACACUUGGUCCAUUUAACAGUAUUGUUCAAUCGACUGUCAUUGUCAAUAAUUGGUUUGACGAGUAUUCAAAUAUGUGUGUCUUGGGUAAUACCAACGACAUUUCAUAUCCUUCAACAAUCAAUCAAAAUAGUUUAUUAAAUCCUUUUGAUCAAAUCUCAUCACUAGAUCAAAGUGGACAACGACAAAGACAAGAAGAAAAUAAUAGUAUAGAUAAUAAUAAUAAUAAUAAUAAUAGAGGAUAUUAUUAUGAACCGGUUUUAUGUUUUAAUCCAGCUGGCUCUAUCAAAUCAAAUCAAGGUGCGCAUUUUGAUCAAAGCGUAUUAAUACAAUUACAACUACAACAACAACAAUUACAUUUAAAAGUGUGA